AAGCAACAACAAAACUCAGAGUGAUGAACAUUGACGAGUUGGCGCAGCUCGCUCAGCGCGCGUUGAACUGGUGCAGACUGUACGUCCACGGCUGGUCCAAUCUCACGCCCGAGCAGUUCGAGUUCUCUCCCAUCAAAGGCGGAUUGUCAAACCAGCUGUAUCGCUGCGUCAAUCGCAACCGAGUGGGAGUGCCUGCGACAGCGUCAGCCUCCGACGACCAGGAGGUUCCGUCCUGCGUCCUGCUGCGGCUGUAUGGCGGUGACAGUGCAUUCGUCUCCCGAGAACAUGACAACAUUAUCUUUGCCAUUCUGGCUGAGCGGCGAGUAGGGCCCGAGCUCCACGGCAUCUUCACGGAAGGCCGCAUCGAAGAAUUCAUCGAGUCACGAACGCUGCAGCGGAAAGACCUCGCGAUUGCCGACCUGUCGCGCAACAUUGCUCGUCGACUCGCCGCGUUUCAUUCGUUCCCUCUCCCGCUGUCGAAGCAGCCGUGCCUGUUUGUCUACAUUGAGCGGUGGCAAGCCAUGGCGGCCGAGGUGUUGAGAGUGUCGAUGGCAGAGGCUCAACCAGCACUGGCCAGCUCGCAGCUGGCCGUUCCACCGGCGCAGCCGUCCCGAUCGCGCAGCAAUUCCGACCUCAACGACGGUCUAGCACGCAUUCGUUCGACUCACUCUGGUACAAAUAUUCCCGAUCGCGUCGGUCGCACCGCCACGCGCGAGUCUCCCAUCAACGUGACGCGCCCUCUGUCCGCCAACGAUCUGAAGCUCUUGUUGGAUUUGACCACGACCGAUUUUGGCACUGCAGAGGCUCAGUGGCUCAAGGCGUUUUUGCUUCGGGUUCCGUCUCCUGUUGUAUUUUGCCACAACGACCUUCAGGAGGGAAACAUUCUCGAACCAAGCUCUGCUCGCGACACAAGCUUCCGCCGCCGGCCACUGCGAUUCAUCGACUACGAGUACGGCGCGUACAACUACCGCGCCUUUGACAUUGCCAACCAUUUUUGCGAAUGGAGCAUUGACUAUAACGUGGACGCGGCGCCGUACUUUUCCAUCACUGGGAAGGACUUUCCAACGCGUGCGCAGCAAGAGAUUUUCAUCCAAAGCUAUCUCAGUGCGUGGGAAUGCGUCGACGAUCGCGUCGCAGCCUCCUUGUUUGAAGGCGAUGACGAUGACAGCGAUCGACCAACAGCGACUGCAACAACAACAACAGCCGCCGCGUCUGCCGCUCCCCAGGUCCGACGCGCAGCAUCCAUUCGCACCUCUCCAAUCACGCCGGACGAGGUUGCUCGCGUGGUCCGUGAGGUCAACGCCUACGUCUUGGCGUCGCAUUUCAUGUGGUCGGUGUGGUCGAUUGUUCAGGCCGCGACCUCCGACAUUGCCUUUGGCUAUGUCGAGUACGCCGUGCAGCGUCUUGAGGUGUAUUUUGCGCUCAAAGCGCAGCUCCUUGCGUCUGGGGAGUAUUCCGACGACCAGUCGCACUGAGGCGUUUUUGCUCCCUUUCGGGGUGUCCGCGCUUUUCGUUCUCCGGUUUUCAGGGUUUUCAGUUGUUGCUCUGUUUUGUGUUGUCUUUCUCGGCGUGUGUGUGUGUUCGUACUCCAAUUCACUUGGCCGUCUCUUAUUCACCAUCGUCCUCUUUGCUUUUUCGCACAUGGUGUGAUUGCGCUUUCCUAACAACGACAAUUUCGCCGUUUUUG
Messenger RNA from Capsaspora owczarzaki ATCC 30864, 1687 nucleotides. RefSeq names its product choline kinase. The record is from RefSeq and is a predicted model, not a curated record. Gene Ontology annotation, biological process: CDP-choline pathway; phosphatidylethanolamine biosynthetic process. Bases 24 to 1475 code for a protein of 483 amino acids. Gene Ontology annotation, molecular function: choline kinase activity; ethanolamine kinase activity. Gene Ontology annotation, cellular component: cytoplasm. The transcript is spliced from 6 exons. NCBI's taxonomy places the organism in Eukaryota, Filasterea, Ministeriida, Capsasporidae.